AUGGCUCCUAAGAAGAAGGAACAGCAGAAGAUGUCCCUCGGGACCUUCUUGGCUGACGAGAAGUUGGGAUCAUGGGCCGAUGAGAUGGAGGAUAUGCCAGUUUACUCACGCCCUUCUGGAUAUGGUGGAAGCAGCAAUGAGAGACGUACCUAUAGCUCUACCACUGGUACUUAUGGCAACAAUGCCGGAGGUUAUUCCGUUCGCGAGGAACUCCCUCUCCCCGACAAGCCACCUUAUACUGUUCAUCUUGGAAACCUUUCAUUCGAUGCUACCGUCGGCGAUGUUAACGAAUUUUUCGUUGGCUGCGAAUGUAUCAACGUUCGCAUCAUUGAGGAUAAGAUGGAGAUGAAACCAAAGGGAUUCGGAUAUGCAGAAUUCGGCUCUUUGGAAGGCCUUAAGUCCGCCUUGACUUUGAACCAGACUCAGUUCCAAGGUCGUAACAUUAGAAUCAGUGUUGCUGAUCCUCCGAAGGAUCGUGGUGACCGUCCAGAUGUACGAGAGCUCGGAGACUGGAGUAGAAAGGGACCCCUACCUGAUUUGCCGGGCCGUGGAGGAGAGCGUCGCACUUCGGAUCGAGGAUACCAAUCUAGCCGUUUUGGCGAGGAAGGUGGCGAGCGUAGAGCCCCCCGUGAGCCCGAAAGUGAUGGCAAGGUUCGAGACUUUGGAAACUGGGAACGAAAGGGUCCACUCUCACCCCUCGCCCAACAGGAACGUGCUCCAAGAGAAGGUGGCCGACCCCGAACAAACGAUGGACCAAGAGCCGAAGGUUUUAGAGACCGCAAAGCUUCGCCAGCUGCUUGGGGUGAAGGUAGAUCCCAAGGUCAAGGCUCUGGCUCACAAGAAGGAUCAAGACCACCCAGACGUGAGUUUCAAGAGCGACCCGUCGCUGAGCGUGCGCCCACAGCCGCCGAUCAAGACAACCAAUGGCGUAGCAAAAUGCGACCCGACCCACCAGCUGCACCAGCAGCAAAGUCACCUGUUCUAUCCCGUGAAGGGAGCGAGGCCCCAGCUUCUCCAGCCCUCCCAUCUGCCCCGGCUGGUGGUAGACCAAGAUUGAACCUUGCAAAGCGCACCGUUUCCGAGGCCCCUGCUGAUUCAUCCUCGUCAUCUGCCGCAGGUGAUGCGAAGGCAAGCCCAUUUGGAGCUGCUCGUCCAAUUGAUACUGCCGCCAAGGAGAAGGAAAUCGAGGAGAAGCGACAACAGGCCAUCAAAGAGAAAAAGGAGGCUGAUGAGAAGGCUAAGCAGGAGAGAGAGGCUGCAAAGGCUAAGGAAACUGAAGACAACGAGAAGAAAGCUGAAGUUCUACAACGUGAAGGUGAAGAAGCAACAAAGGAAGGAGAGACAAUUGAAACCGAGAAUGCAAACGGCGAGAUUGUCGACGAUAAGGCUGUCAAACCAAAAGAGAUUGUGAGAGAUGCCAAACCAAAACCAUCUGACACAGGAGCCUGGAGACGUCCAUCUGGACCUAAACCACCCAGGGAUGAUAUUCCAAGAGGACCUAAGGGUAGGGGUGGUGAUUAUGCACCAAGAGGCCCAAGACACAAUGAUGGAGGAAGGAACCACAGACAAAACCCAAAUGGUGGUGGACAAAAUGCGACUGCACCAGCCCAAAGCCCUGUUGCUACAACUGAAACUGCAGUCAUGGAAGAGGAUGGCUGGAGCACAGUGUCUAAACCCAAGAAAAAUAACCGUGGUGGUAACGCAGGCCAACGUGCUAUUGCUUCUUAG
This is a messenger RNA of Botrytis deweyae, 1728 nucleotides long. RefSeq lists its product as uncharacterized. The coding region runs from base 1 to 1728 and encodes 575 amino acids. The transcript has 6 exons. Gene Ontology annotation, molecular function: RNA binding. Lineage: Eukaryota; Fungi; Ascomycota; Leotiomycetes; Helotiales; Sclerotiniaceae. The record is from RefSeq and is a predicted model, not a curated record.